UCACAGCAGAAAAAUAUCCAAGGAAAUGGACACGAUUGUUCUUCUGUUGACUUUUUCUCUGUCCAGAUUCUUGAGAGCAGCCUGCAGCAUACUUCUCUUCACCCUCAAUCCAUCACAGUAUUCUCUCUCCGGCAAGCAACGUAUCAUUUCCUAAAUCUCCAGUCAUGAGAUAAGAAUCAUAGAAUGCACAGCACACUUCAAAUUCGACCCCUGAACUGAAGACGGGUUUUUCCACAGGAGACUGGACGCAAAGCACAUGUUACCUUUGCCCAUGAAUAAGCUUGGCAUGUGAAACUGGGGUUUUGAUGAGUUCUCAUUGGGCUUUGCUUAUUUCCUUCGGUUAAAAGAAGCAAAAGCUAGGCAUUUCCACUCUUUUGAUCUGAAACAUGCGCUGAUUGUGUUGGUGAAGCAGAAAGCCUAUGGAAGGAUUAAGGAAGGAGGGUCUGUUCGACUUCAAGAAUCCGCUGGUUCUGCCGGAGAAUCCCACGAGGGAUGAGUCGGUUCAUAUCGAUCCGGUGUCGGAUUGUAGCAUCUACAGAGUCCCGAAGUCGAUACGCGAUGGGUACGAAAAGGCAUUCGGCCCUCGAUUCGUUUCGCUCGGGCCAUUUCACCAUCACAUCAAGGAUCUGCAAGCAUCGGGGCACAAGCAAAGUUACUACGAUGACUUCGUGAGAGAGAGCAAGCUGAGCGUGCAAUACCUGUCCGAGUUUGUCAAGGGAAGGGAAGAAGCCAUUCGCAAGUGCUAUGCAGAGACAAUCGUGCUAAACAGCGACGAUCUUGCAAUGUGUAUUCUACAGGACGCCGUUUUCGUCAUUGAGAUCUUAUUGAAGAACAGAGAUCGCAGCUUAGUAGGUGAGAACGACCGGAUAUUCAAAAAGCCGUGGCUGAUUCACGACAUCAAAUUCGACAUGUUGAAGAUAGAAAAUCAGAUCCCUUUCGCCAUCCUUGAGGACCUCUUGGCACUGCAUCAAUCAACCAGAGAGUCUGAUGAUGAAUGGCUCUCUCUUGGUGUUCUCACACAUGAAUUCUUCAAGUUGCAGUUAGGAGGCAUAACAGAGAUAGCAGAUGACUUUGCCAAGGUCUCCUCCAUGAAAUCAAGGCACUUUGUGGACUUGCUCAGAAACUAUAACUCGCCAUCGGUGAGGCCGUCGUGGCCUAAGAAAGAUCUCAAGAGUCUAGCCACCCCUAGCGUGAUGGAGCUAAGCCAAGCUGGGGUCAAGUUCCACGUUGGUUUGGGGAAGAGUUUAUUCGACGUACGAUUCUUCAACGGAACGCUUGAAAUCCCGAAACUGAACAUAUACUUCGGAGCAGAUGUACUAUUCAGAAAUCUCAUCGGCUUUGAGAAAUGCAACCACCAUGAGAACUACAUUAACGACUACAUCAUCUUCAUCGGUCUCCUUGUUCACUCUCCGGCGGACGUGGAGAUGCUGGUGGAGGAAGGAAUUAUCGGCAUCAGUACAUGGGACAGCAAAGAAGUUUUUGGGCUCAUCAAGAGCCUCGUGAAAGGAGCGAGGUUCCUUCCAGAGGAUUUCUACUUCUCUGGUCUCUGUGCCGAGCUGAACGAGUACUACAGAAUCCCUUGGCACAGGUGGAAGGCAACGCUGAAGCGAGACUACUUCAACAGUCCGUGGUCCAUCAUAUCAGUCGUCGCAGCCAUCGUUCUUCUCCUGCUCACUUUGGUACAGACUGUGUUCUCUGUUAUUUCUAAAUAGGUCCUCUCCAAUUUGAAAGUUCUAAUGCACCUAC
Molecule: messenger RNA, 1746 nt
Organism: Eucalyptus grandis
Lineage: Eukaryota; Viridiplantae; Streptophyta; Magnoliopsida; Myrtales; Myrtaceae
Product: UPF0481 protein At3g47200
Exons: 2
Coding region: 420-1712 (430 amino acids)
Source: RefSeq, a predicted model, not a curated record